This is a messenger RNA of Eruca vesicaria subsp. sativa (arugula), 666 nucleotides long. NCBI's taxonomy places the organism in Eukaryota, Viridiplantae, Streptophyta, Magnoliopsida, Brassicales, Brassicaceae. The record is from the annotation of a GenBank genome assembly.
AUGAGGUCUUACGAGGUUUCAGCUCAAUCCAUGUCCUCUAGCGGCAGUAUGGGUUCGCCGUCGAGCCGGACGGAGCAAACCACAACCGUGGCUACUACAUCUGCUAGCGACGAUUUCCUAGGGCGUCCAUAUCUCUCCCUAACAUCUCCAACGCUGUUAAAGAGCUCACUAUUCUUAAAGGUGUGGGUUCUGCCACCGCUUCAGCAGUUUUGGCUUGCUCCGUUUAUGUCCGACGAGGCAAUGGAGGUGGCUCUUGGGAACUCAAAAGAUUACUCUUUGAAGCGAUAUUUGUUGUUUAUCACUAAGCUACAGGAGAAAGCAAAGGAAUUAAAGUUGAAAGGAGAGUGGGGUGGACCUUCAGAUGUUGAGAGAGCUCUAUGGAGCUGUACUUUGCGUUCUAAGUCAAAAGACAAAAAACCAGCCGAGAAGAGCUCAUCGGGGAAGAAAAGAAAACGCCAAGGAGUAACUACCAAAGAAGAAACCGACGAAGCAGAAUGCGGAGGAGGAAGCUCGUGCGACGCGGCAUUCACACGGUGGUUCGUGGCGGUUGAGGAGACGGGAGGGAAGAGGAGAGAGAUUGAGCUUGUUGUUGGAGGAGGAGAGGAUGAGGAUGAGGAGAGGAGGAGGAGAAGUCGCCAGAGGCAUGUUUUUGAGGUCUUGAUUUGA